GUGUUUAAAUACAUCAGCCAUCUAGGAAAGGACAUCUAUUGAGGCUUCACUGUGGCUUCACUGACUUCUUGACUCUCCUCUUGAGUAAAAGGACUCAGCCAACUAUGAAGUUUCUUGUCUUUGCUUUAAUCUUGGCUCUCAUGGUUUCCAUGACUAGAGCUGAUUCACAUGAAGAGAGACAUCAUGGACGUCAUGGGCACCAUGGGUAUGGAAGAAAAUUCCAUGAAAAGCAUCAUUCACACCGAGGCUAUAGAUCAAAUUAUCUGUAUGGCAACUGAUAUCCUCAGUAAUCUUGGGGCAUGAUUAUAAAGGUAAG
Cercocebus atys (sooty mangabey) is the source of this 316-nucleotide messenger RNA. Its product is annotated as histatin-1. The transcript is spliced from 5 exons. Gene Ontology annotation, cellular component: extracellular region. The record is from RefSeq and is a predicted model, not a curated record. The coding region runs from base 105 to 278 and encodes 57 amino acids. NCBI's taxonomy places the organism in Eukaryota, Metazoa, Chordata, Mammalia, Primates, Cercopithecidae. Gene Ontology annotation, biological process: defense response to bacterium.